This is a messenger RNA of Penicillium oxalicum, 2373 nucleotides long. RefSeq names its product DUF3435 domain-containing protein. The record is from RefSeq and is a predicted model, not a curated record. The transcript is spliced from 6 exons. Lineage: Eukaryota; Fungi; Ascomycota; Eurotiomycetes; Eurotiales; Aspergillaceae. Gene Ontology annotation, molecular function: DNA binding. The coding region runs from base 1 to 2373 and encodes 790 amino acids.
AUGUCUGCUUUGAUGGUGUCCCGCUCCCACUCGGCUGGAUCUGCUGAGAUCAUGGACCAGAGCCAGACUGAGGUAGACUCCGAUGUGAACACGAUCUUUACGGAGAACGGAUCUGAGAGCGAUCCCACCAGCGAUUCUGAGCUUAGCAGCGAGGGCUCAGACGAUGAGGAGAGUGGCUCUGAUGACGAAUUCCACAAUGACGAGGGGCAGCUGCCACCAGAACAUUACAUAGCCGAAGCUCUGAGCUUGGAUGUCUCUCAGCUUCGACAGAAGCGAUAUAGCGAUUGCACCCAGGAGAAACUCGAUGAAACCACGAUGUACUGGAACAGAUAUUGUGAACACCUCAAUCUGGAUCCUCAGCAGCAAUGGCGAUGGAUCUCAGAUUCUGAUGAGACAGUCCGUUUCUUGUAUGGAUUCUUCGGCUGGCGUUGCGAUAUUCGACGUGGAAAAAAUGGCCGGCAUUGCCCAGGGAUUGGAUACAAAAGCUCACUUGAGUCAUUCUGGAAAUGGUGGCAUCUUGUUCUCAAACAACAGACCGCGUCGGGAUUGUCCAAGGAAACAAUUGUCAAAGUCCAAGAUAUCAUUGCGCUUAUAGCCACGCAAAAAGGCCUUGAGCUAACACGGCGACCGAAGAAAAACAUGUACAUUGAAGAUGUCGCUGAAUUCGCACGCGUGCUUCUAACGACCACCGAGACAACUUUUCUCUGUGGCUGGCAGCGUAUUCAAGUCCUUUUCUACUGUCAACUCGCAGCCAUCACCGCAAGCCGCCCGGGUGCUCUUUUAGGGCUUCGGUACCGUGACCUUACCCUGACGUUGAUCCGAGACCCAGAAGGAGGUCGCCCCAGACUUUUCAUAUUCCUCACUCCGGAAUUCACCAAGAAAUUUCUUGGAAAGAAGGCUCCGAAUGAGUUCAAAAUCCCAGAGAUCAUCUUUGAUCCAACGCUGGUUCUUAGUCCGCAUGUUUGCUUGCUGGGCAUGCUCUUCCACAUCAAAGGCUUCAAGACGCGAUCUUUGAACGGACCAGUGUUAGACUGCCCGGAGAAUCUCUAUCGUCUUCGGGUUCUAGAUGGUCUGGGGCAACAACAGCUGGUCUUGAAGGAAGAAAUAAAGGAUAAAUUCGUGUUUUGUCAGGUUGCUCGGGAUGUUGACGGUUAUCGAAUUGACUUGGACAAGCCAAUGACAUCGUCUAUGAUACGUUUCCGUAUGCGCAGAGUGGGCGAAAUCACCGGCAUGGAGCAAAUCGCAAAGCCAUAUCUUCUGCGAUAUGCUGGAGCUAAAGCAUUCAAUAAGAGUGAAGAGGUGACGGACGCCCUUCAAAACGUCAUGUUGCAGCAUGCGGAUAUUCGCACGUUUGUUCGGCACUAUGAAGUAGAUGUCGAUGUUGACGUUCAAGGAAUUGUACGGAACACAGGAUCACAAACGGCCCUCGUCCGAUUUGCUUGUUCCCUAAGUGCGUCGAUUGAUCCAGAUCGGCCCUAUAAGCUCUCAUCUGAAGAAUCUCGAUCCAUCAACGAGCUCCCGGUAGUUCGUGCAAAGCAGGACAAAGUUGACGAACGGAAACUGAAGUGGGAAGAUUGCCAUGCCCAAUUUGAACUCGCCGAAAACGACCUUCGACUCUCUUCCAAUCAUCCGGAACAAGCCUUGUCCUCUGAGCAUCAUCGCUAUCUGCAGAAGAGGCUGGAAACCGCCAAAGUGCGAGCAGCGGAAGCCAACCGGAAGAAAAAUAGAGCUAUUCGCGAACUUCGCAGCGAGAAGCAACGCCAACGGAAUAAGCGUGUUCGUGAGAACUUGGAACGAUAUAAGAACGAACAACCCGUGAUUGAUCUCGAACGUCAACUACAAGGAAAGUUGGUGGAUACCAAAGUUCUAGGGGCACUGGAUAAUACUGGCUCCUCAAGUCCAGAGUUCAUUAGGGUCAUUGACACCGUCUUGACUAUGCCAGGUGCUACUAUAGAGGCGGAAUAUCAGCGUCGGAUCAACGCAAUCAACGCGGUGGCCGCUUUUUGUGGCGUGGAAGAAGGUCGCCCUACCCAAAGGCCUAGCCAGUCUCGUCGCCGACAAGCUAUUGAUGAGAUCGAUUCUUGCCCUUCCUCCAAGCGUCGAAAGACCCCAAUAAAAGACGACAUUGAAUCAAGACUCCAGGACGCGAUGGAGUCAGUGCGGGUCAAGUCUCCCGAAGUCCGGCCUACGCCAGGAUCGCUCCCGGAACAGCCAGGAUCGCUCCCGGAACAGCCAGGAUCGCUCCCGGAACAGCCAGGAUCGCUCCCGGAACAGCCAGGAUCGCUCCCGGAACAGCCAGGAUCGCUCCCGGAACAGCCAGGAUCACUCUCGGAGCAGACCCUGAGCACCCCUGGAGUUUCUCUGGGUGAUUAA